GUGUGUGUGUGCGUGCGUGAGUGAGUGUCUGGAGAGGAGAUAGCACUGCUCAGUCAGCGCAGGUUUAACAUUGACCUUGUUGUGCGCGUCGCUGCUGUUCAGCGUGUGAGCGGAGCCAUGCGUGGAGCGGGCUAAUCCGGUGCCCCAGUACACGUCGUCUUGAUUAGCGGCAGCAGCUAUCUGUGCUCAAGCCUGUCUGCCCCAUUUUCAUGCAGGCAGGCAGGCAGCUCCAGGGCCAGGCGGCAGGUCAGGUCAGACGAGACCAAGGCCAAGGAGGCACCAGCAGGAGGAGAGACUGGACACGUAGGAGAGGACGGGGAUACUAAAUAAGUGGGUGUGCCAGGGAGAAAGUAUUAGCGGUCAAUAUAGAUUAGCAGGAUAGUAGGCCAAAGGACAGGAGCCUAAGUAGUAAUCGUGCAGUGUGCACACUGGAUCUGUUUGUGCCUCCCUCUGAGAUCAGGAAGACAGAAAGACAACACAGAGCCAACCCCGGGCCAACCGGCAGACAUCCCAAACAUCCCCACUGGCAUGGAACGCUUCAGCAGGGCUCAGGAGAAGUCUGCCUGACUCCUCACUGGCUCCCUGUGUAAACCUGGUCCAAAGCCCUGCACUGCAUCAGGUCAUCACCACAAUCACAAAAGACUGACUGCCUGCCUGCCUGACCUAUAUGAUGGCCUUUGCCACACUGUGCACUACUGAUUUGAAAAACAACUGACUGGAAUUAAACAGUGAGCUCAGCUGGCUUCAUGUGCAGAGGUUAAUGUCAUCGUGAAUCCUGAGGUCACAGCUUUUUCUCAUAGUCACGAGUCUCCACAGCACACCACAAGGGGGCGCUCCUGCUGUUGAACAUGACUCAUGGGGAAGACGCUGGCCCUGAGACACACCAGGAUUCAGCUGUUCUGACCUAUCUGGAAGGUUUACUAAUGCAUCCUGUGGCGACUGGGCCCGGCGCCACGGCAACGAGGAGAUCAGAGGCCGACCGCAGCGAUGAGAAUCAACAACGGAACCACGCCGUGGUUCAAGGGCCGCCGCUGCCCAAUCAUGGCCCUGCCGCACGGGAGAAGGUCAGUCCCCCAGGCGGAGCCAGCCAGCACCUAAAGAAGGCCAGGCUCCUGCGGUCAGGGGAUUGGGGGGAGACGGAGGAUGGCCGGAGGAAGACACCUCCCGCCGCAAGCUUGAAUGGGCAAGGAGGGGAGCAACAGCAGCAGCAGCAGAGGGCAGGCCAGGACGGGUCUCCGUUGGGGGAGAGCACGCUGCUAGCCUCCCUGCUCACGACCUUCAGCUCCAGGCUCCAAGGAGUGGCUAUGUCCCAGCAGCUCUCACAGAACCCAAAGCAGCCGGAAGCACAAAACGGCGGCAAGAGCUCCCCAGACGAACGCCACAACGCCUUUCAAGGGUACGGCACGGCCUCCAGCCGCCUCAAGGGCCUUGUGAGGAAGAGCAAGAUCCAGAAUCAUGACGCGAGCCGGAAAGGCAGCCAGGACCAAGUCUCUGAGUCGCCCCGUUCGAACGCAAGUGCCGCGGCACAGGCCAGCCCAUCCGACUCCUCUGUGUCUUGCGCCGAGCGGCUGAAGGCUGUGGCAAAUCUGGUGAAGACGAGGUCAAGCCCUGCCCCCUCGCCCCGACCGAGCAUGGCCUGCAGCCAGCUAGCCUUGCUGCUUUCCAGCGAGGCCCACCUGCAGCAGUACUCUAGAGAGCAGGCACUCAAAGCACAAAUAGCCGGACAGUCAGCCAGCGAGAGGCUUGUGGCCAUGGCGUCGCAGAAAUCACAGGACUCAAGACCGCCAAGCGUGGGAGAGACUCUGAUGGUCCCAGACAUGUUGAACUCUUUGAAUGGCCAAAACCGAACGCCUCCCCUCGCAUCAGCAAACUCAAGCCCCUCUCUGAACUCCACACACAGUGGCGGGGCCAUCACUCCACGCACCAGCCCUCAGCCCCAGAAGGAGAGGCGCCACUUUGACAGGCACGUCUCCAGGCCCCCACAGAACUGCAGCAGCCUGCUCCUGCUGCUGCUCAACAACCACAACUCCCAGAAGUCCCAGCCCACCAAGAGCGGACACCUGGAGAGGGAGGAGUGCGUCUUGCCAAGCCGGGCGGCGUCUCUCCUGAUGGACAACCAGGUCUCCAACCAGUACCACAGCCCGCCAAGCCGGGCGGCGUCUCUCCUGAUGGACAACCAGGUCUCCAACCAGUACCACAGCCCGCCAAGCCGGGAGCCCUCUCUCCUGCUGGACAACCAGGUCUCCAACCAGUACCACACCCCGUCAAGCCAGGAGCCCUCUCUCCUGCUGGACAACCAGGUCUCCAACCGGUACCACAGCCCGCAAAGCUGGGAGCCCUCUCUCCUGCUGGACAACCAGGUCUCCAACCGGUACCACAGCCCGCCAAGCCGGGAGCCCUCUCUCCUGCUGGACAACCAGGUGUCCAACCGGUACCACAGCCCGCCAAGCCGGGCGCCCUCUCUCCUGUUGGAGAAUCAAGUCUCUAACCGGUACCACAGCCCAACCAAAUCCAACAGCGAUGCAGAGAGCUACUUUUCCAGCUGCUCCCCCAUCGACCUCUCCAUGCGCACCAGAGUGUCCAGCCAUUAUUCAGCACCACCCUCCUCUUCAUCUUCCUCCUCCUGCUCUCUGGAAAAGCUCACAGAGACGCUGUUAAACAAGUGGAAACCAGACACUUCAGGACCAAAGGUCUCCGAGGCAGGGGAGCUGGAAAUUAGCCCAGACGCCAAAUCCCAUCAUAAGGUCACUCUCAUGCAGUUACUGUUGGAUCGCAGAAACAAUGAAACGGUAAAUAAAAUCAGAGAUAAUCCAGAUUUGCUGCGUGACGCAACCCUGAGCAGCAUGCCCACAGACCCACAUAAAAUGACGUGUAGCGUGUCAAAUGAGGAGAGCCACAGACAAAGUCCUGUAGACUGCCGGGUUAGUCGCACCAUGACAACCUUCUCCUUGAAUGGAGACAUAAGUGGCAGUCCGUCUCCGUAUUCUGUCUCUUCUCCUCAUGUCCAGUCCGGUCCUCUGGAUUUGUGCAAAUCCAAGCCCUACUCCAGUGAAAAGGCUGCAGAGCCGGGUUUUAGUGCCAGUAAACUACUGCAGAACUUGGCACAGUGCAGUCCAACAAACAUCUCCCCUUCUCCACCACCCCUACCGAACUGGAGGCCCAGCAAGCGACCAAGUCCUGGGCUGCCCCCAGAUAAGCUCUCAGCUCCACUGGAGCGUUCAAACCCUCCAACCCAAAGUUUUAGUCCAGUUUUAGACCCACCCUACAGCAGUUUCAAGUCACACAGGAGAGAGUUGCCCUUAUCACCGGCGACGUCACAGAUCGAGAGUUUGCUGGAGAGACGAACCAUGCUGCAGCUGCUGUUGGGCUCUACCUCUCACACUGAGAAAUCCGGCGGGGCAAUAAGGAGCACGGAGGUGCCUAGCGCUCAUUUUGAGAUGCCAUCCAGUGCCCCCGAUAUCCGUGACAGCUCAAACAGGCCCUUGCUGGAUAUCAAAAUCAAAACCGAGCCAGCAGAAGAAAGCCAUCUUUUAGGUCCCCCUGAGAAUGACAACGGGGUACAUCACUGGAACCAUGGACAUUAUGAGAGACAGGGACCCCUCUUUGAGCAGCAGGGUGAUGUUAAAUCUGAACCGUGUCCUGCAGAUAUUGUUUCUAAGUAUGGUCUCCUCAGUCAGCUCUUGAAACAACAGACCAGCACCUACAACCCUGGCACACCCACAGACAACGAUUCAAAAGCUGUGAAGGAGGAACAGCAGGAUUGUCAGGGGCCCAGUCCAAAGAGAAGGAGACUCUGCGUGGAACUGGCUGAGCAGCUAACCAGUGAGCUCUGCUCAAGGCCUGAGUCCUAUGAGGGACUCAAUGGCAAUCUGCUGCUGAGCCCAAAGGAGGAUGAAUCCCCAGCCAGGAGUCCCGUUAGCAAAGUGCUUCCGCGAGACCACCAAGGCUUCAAUGUGCUCAAACAGCUCCUGUUGUCAGACAACUGUCUGAAAGGGCUGUCUCAGGGCCGGGGUGUCUCCAGCCCCUGCCUCCCGCACACCAAGGUCAACGGGAACCUCCUCCACCAGCCUCACUACAACCACAAACUCUCCCAGUUACCAUGGCAGCCUGUGUCUCCGAGCCCUGGGAGCGCUGGCGCUGCCCCCUGGCAGUUGAGCGGCAACGGUUUCCAGGAGGAGUCACGGCAGAACGAGACUGCCCCAACAACGAGCCCCGGCUCUGUGAAGAGGGAGUUGGAGAGCCCGAGGCAAGAGGAAGGGGGAAACGGCUGGGAAGAGCAGCGUGCGUCCAGUCCCGACUCCCCAAGGCUGACCAGGGCCAACCCCAUCUUAUACUACAUGCUUCAGCGGGGCAAAGGGGAGCUGGGGAGAGAGGCAACGGAUCAGAGCCAUACAGGGCACUGUGAGAUUAAAGUCAAAGAGGAGCCCGCGGCAGAUGAGCAGGAGGACGACCAUGGUGGCAAGUACGGCCACAGACUGAGCUUCUCACAGUAGCAGUCUCCUCCACACGCUGAAAAAAAAUGAGCUCGACAAGGACACGGUAUACAUGGACUGAGAUUGACUGUGAACACGGUUUUACUGAGGCACCCAGUUCAUUCCUAGUUUCUUUCUGUCUUUUCAGUUUUUCUUUCUUUUUUAUUAAAGACUAUCCAAAGUUGCAUAAUAUGACCAAUACAGCCAAAUCCAAACCUUUUGAAUUCAAAACUACAAGCAUUUUGUAUUUCAUUGUUGUAGAUUUUGACGUGCAAGUUUAUGAUAGCUUGAUUAAGUAGGUACCAAAUUAAAGCAUCACUAUCAUUGCACUUUAACAUUUCAGUUAUUUUAAGCCAGUUUCAGUUACCCGAAUGCAAUUUUACUUUUUCAUAUCAGUCAAAUUUUAUUGUGUAUCCUGCUCUACUUCCCUGUUACAUUGCAUUGCAUUCUGAAGACCCCUCAUCCUUAUAUUCUGUGAACUAUGGAAAAGGGCAAAAAUAUUUGAUCAUUUUCUUAACUCUGAAAAUAUUUCUAUGACAUCCACUUUCAUAUUGAUUUAUAUCACAACCAGGGCAUUCCACCUUUGUACAAGUAAGGGAAAUGUAAAGAACAUUGCAAUGUGAAGCACAACAUGACAACAACAACAACAACAACAACAACAACAACAACAACAACCAUUAGUGGCAUUAGUGCGAUUAUAUCCCAAGGGCAAAAUGAGAGAAGAAAAAGAUGAGAAAUGUAAAACAUUUUUAUACAGAAUCAGGACAGUGAUCUCAGUGUAAUUAAUUCAGGUAUUUAUUUAUU
This is a messenger RNA of Clupea harengus (Atlantic herring), 5276 nucleotides long. RefSeq names its product nuclear receptor interacting protein 1b (gene nrip1b). The record is from RefSeq and is a predicted model, not a curated record. Gene Ontology annotation, cellular component: nucleus. Gene Ontology annotation, molecular function: signaling receptor binding; transcription coregulator activity. Gene Ontology annotation, biological process: regulation of transcription by RNA polymerase II. NCBI's taxonomy places the organism in Eukaryota, Metazoa, Chordata, Actinopteri, Clupeiformes, Clupeidae.